UUUUCAUGCAAUCAGCUGAAUGAUUGGUUAGGAAAAGAAGGAUCGUGGGGUUCGACUAAGAGAAAAGUAGUCCAUGGAGAGAGAUUAAGAGGGAGAACACUCCACGUCAUACGGCCAGAGUUACGAGACUUUUUGUGGAAUGACAUUUCGAACGUGAAAGAAUUUCGAAAGUCAGUAAGGGAAAGUCAUCACAAAACAGCAACUAUUGGCUACGUUAGAAAAUCAAAAACAACCGAGAAGAAGGAAGCGGUUGAAAAAUCUAUCAAUUUGCAAGUAGCCAAAAUGAAAAAAAAGUUACUAUGCGAAGAUGUGUUUGCAAGUUGCAGGGCUAAUGCAGAUGAUAAAAUUGAUGACAGGGAUAUUAAAAGUACAAUUAUAUACAAAGUCUCGCAUGUCCGUGGCGACUGUCAAGACAUGUUGGAUUACAUAACCAUGUCCAACAGAACAGUCCGGCUGGUAGUCAUUGACUACGCGGGAUUGAGUACCAAUCCAGACGACUUAAAGGAGUUUGUGAGAAAACACAAGCAACUGAAAGAAAUUGCAGUCGAUGAAGGACAGAAGAUGACUGUUUUCUCUCGUCAUGAACUUUUAAAAGACGAGAAGUUACUUCAAAAGUUCAACUGUCGAAUCGGAAGCGUAAAGCGUUCUCUUUAGAUAGCUUACUCCCAUCUCCCCGUUUGUAUAUCAACCUAAAUAAAUUUUUAAAUGCUACGUAC
Messenger RNA from Mucor mucedo, 716 nucleotides. RefSeq lists its product as uncharacterized. The transcript has 4 exons. The record is from RefSeq and is a predicted model, not a curated record. Lineage: Eukaryota; Fungi; Mucoromycota; Mucoromycetes; Mucorales; Mucoraceae. The coding region runs from base 283 to 654 and encodes 123 amino acids.